This is a messenger RNA of Pneumocystis jirovecii RU7, 573 nucleotides long. RefSeq lists its product as uncharacterized. The transcript is spliced from 4 exons. Lineage: Eukaryota; Fungi; Ascomycota; Pneumocystomycetes; Pneumocystales; Pneumocystaceae. The coding region runs from base 1 to 573 and encodes 190 amino acids. Gene Ontology annotation, cellular component: mitochondrion; endoplasmic reticulum. Gene Ontology annotation, biological process: protein targeting to ER. The record is from RefSeq and is a predicted model, not a curated record.
AUGAGUCCUCAAGUUACAAAUCUUAUGAUAAUUUUAGGUGCAAUGCAAAUUUCAAAAAGAAUUAAUUUUGAUGACCCUGAAGUUUUGUUUUACAUUAGAUCUCUUUGCAUUGCUUCAAAUAUAAUUAUUGCAUUAACUUAUUACAUAUGUUAUAUUUCUAUAAAAAGAAAAAAUGUAGAUCUUACUACUUUGAAAUACAUUAGACCGACUAAUCCUAUGAGCGGUCAGUCUGAGGAACAACUUGUUGUAACUACAAUUAAAGAAUAUGAUAUAAGUGAGCUAAAGAAAGCAAUAAAGCAAUCUCUUAUAGGGUUCUGCAUGAUACUAGUAAUGCAUUUAUAUUUUAAGUUUUCCCAACCUCUUCUUGUUCAAUCUAUUCUUCCUCUUAAAACCGUAUUAGAAGGGAAAAUUGUGCAAUUGCAUUUAUGGAGAAGACCUGCAACUGGUGAACUUAAAAGACCUUUUAAAAAGCCAUCCGGACUUUUCGGUGUUUCUAUGGGUGAUGAUGUUAAAACAGAUAAGAAAAGUAUUGAACAGGCUGAAAAAGCUAGAGUUGGUGCGAAAGAAGAAUAA